UAAAAAUAAACGAUUUCGAAAGGAUUGGUGACGACGGUUGAGGGCACUCUAAAAUUCGCAGGACGGUUGUGGUUUUGGCUUUUUAUUUGCAAAGUUGGCACCUCCUGCGUUAGACUUGGUAGGUCUGUCGCGGGUCUGUCGUCUCGUCUGGUGCUAGCUUGUUUUUGUUUACCCCGGCGACAGGAGUCCAGUAGCCUCUUGCUAUCCCAAGUAUUUCUGUAAUUUCACUUGAUACUUGUCAUCAUGACACCCGCCAUCGUGCCAGCAAUCAAAUAUUACUGUUUCCUUAGCGCUAUACGCAGCAUUCGUGGUCGCCCGUUUAGUCAGUCGCAACAAAGGAUUAUCAAGCGACUUAUCGCCUAUAAUUUAUUGAAACGGUGCAGCAGGCAACGUGCAAACGCACACCGCCUGCAAGAAAGAGCUCCAAAUGGAAGUGGCGCAACUUCAAGUAGACUGAACCGUCAGGAUGUACAGUACCCACCACGCCCUACUGCCCCUGCCCCUCCCCCUGCCCCUGUACGUGACAAUCUUGAGGUGGUUCUCCUUCAACAUCUUCUUUCGGAGGUUGAGUCACAUAAUGAUUCUUGUGACGAAUUUUACUAUUUUGGUCUGUUUAUUGCUGCAACACUCCGUAAAAUGCCACACCAAAUUGCAUGUAGAGCAAUGUUACGAAUUCAGCAGAUCCUCAAUGAAGCACUAAAUAAUAUGGAUGAUGGCAAUUAUGCUGGUGAGGCUGUAUAGUUUGUGAUUUUAAGAAACUAGAGAGUAAAAAAAACUGUAGGACUACUUAUAUUUAGGGCAUUGUAUCCACCAAUACUUCUAAUGUAAUUUUAUUCAAAGAAGAUAACCAUGUUGAGCUUGAAGUGCAUUUCAGAGCUUCUGCAACAAUAUCUGAAACUGGUUGUAGUUGAAGUGCAUAAUACAGCGUAGGUUUGAUAAGUCUCACCCAACAUAUCUCUGUAAUAUU
Molecule: messenger RNA, 967 nt
Organism: Frankliniella occidentalis (western flower thrips)
Lineage: Eukaryota; Metazoa; Arthropoda; Insecta; Thysanoptera; Thripidae
Exons: 2
Coding region: 244-741 (165 amino acids)
Source: RefSeq, a predicted model, not a curated record